AUGGACUUAUCUCACCCAGUAUAUCCUUUUGCUGUUGUGUCGGCGAAUAAUCUUGAAGAACUUUCCAUAAGUUUUAUGCUGGUCAAAAAUCCGGCUCGAUGUAGGCCAAAUGAAGAAGCUGAUAAAUUGAGUUAUAAAUGUUUCUCUGUAAAUUGGUACCAGCAUAAUAAUCCAUCAAUAAGAUUUGCUCUGCGGAUGGUAAUAAUGAGAGGUAAUAAGAGUACAAAAAUGAGCGCAAGAAAAAUUUUGGAAUUGAGUUUUGCUACAUGUGCAGCUCCUCAGGAGAACAAAUAUGUCAGUUGUGUGGUGUAUAAAUAUCACAUUCGUGAAAGAACAAAAACUACUGAUGUUGCAGAACGUAUAGCAAGGCUCAAGUGGCAAUGGGUCGGACAUAUUGCCCGAGAUAAUCCCGAAAAAUGGACACAGAGACUAACAAACUGGACACCAAGAGAGAAUAGGCGAGGAGUAGGCAGACCGCAGAAAAGCUGGGCAGAUGAUAUCAAAAAAAGAAUGUGUGUGUACUUUGUACGCACGUAAGAAGAUAUUCUUCUAUUAUAUAAUAGGUAAUUUAAACGAAGUAAAUAUACUUAAAAGGUUA
Molecule: messenger RNA, 598 nt
Organism: Diabrotica virgifera virgifera (western corn rootworm)
Lineage: Eukaryota; Metazoa; Arthropoda; Insecta; Coleoptera; Chrysomelidae
Exons: 3
Coding region: 1-537 (178 amino acids)
Source: RefSeq, a predicted model, not a curated record